Drosophila mauritiana is the source of this 2296-nucleotide messenger RNA. RefSeq names its product serine/arginine repetitive matrix protein 2. The record is from RefSeq and is a predicted model, not a curated record. Gene Ontology annotation, biological process: mRNA splicing, via spliceosome. Lineage: Eukaryota; Metazoa; Arthropoda; Insecta; Diptera; Drosophilidae. Gene Ontology annotation, cellular component: nucleoplasm; cytoplasm; ASAP complex. The transcript has a single exon. Gene Ontology annotation, molecular function: RNA binding. The coding region runs from base 43 to 2145 and encodes 700 amino acids.
GGCCAUCACAUUUUUUCGCAGUGAAAGUGAAAGCUUGUGAAAAUGACCAAAGUAUCAGGGACGAAGACAAGUGACGAUGGAGAGCCAGCCACUAAGCGCGAACGCAAGGAGAUGCAUUCACACAAGAAAGAUCGCAGGGAACGCAUGGAGCGCAUGGAUCGCAGAGGCCGCAGAGACCGCAGAGACCGCAGAGACCGCAGGGACCGCAGAGACCGCAGGGACCGCAAAGAGCCAGCCAGAGGCAUCUCCUCCCGGAUGAGGAACAUCUCACCAAAUCAUUCGAAAACUUCGGAGAGCACCGAAGCAGACUGCAGCGACUCCAGCUACUCGGACUCGAGCUACAGCACCUCUGGAUCGUCCAGCUGCACAAGCUUCUUGAGCUCCAUCAGCAGCAGCUACUCGUCGAGCGACAGCGGGCCAGAGCCAGAAGGAUCCGUCAAAAAGCUUGAGCGCGCCAAGCACUCGUGUUGCCAUUACCGACACCAUCGUCGCCAUAGGCGCCACCAAAAUCCUCGUCAUUCGCACCGUCGUCGUCAUGUCACCCGUUGCCAUCACUCGAAUCACGGUCGCUUCUCCAAGCGUUUGGGUAAAAAGAAUCGUCGUGGCAUAUCCGCCGCCAAGGGAGCUAUCACGGUUAAGGAAGAGGUUGUCGAAAAAAUAUCUCCUGCUUCAGCCGCUGGGGUCAUUCAGAUACCGGCACCCAUUCCGCAGCCCGUGCCGGCACCCAUUCCGGCUAUCCUGUCUGUUUCGGAGUCACAACCGCAUUCCCAUUCCCGUUCGCAAUCGCAUUCCCAUCUGCAUAGCCAUUCCAACUCCCAUAACAAUCCCCACCCGCAACCCGUUCCGGCCCCUGUCUCGGUUCCAAUUCCUGCUCCGAUCGCCAUGCCAACUCCGAUGAGGGAGCCAAGCAGCGUAGUAUUGGACCGCAAGUCUCGUAUACGCAGCUCCACCUCGCAGAACAUCGCCUCGGCCGCCAGCAGUUCUAGCGGCACCAACCAAGCCAUCAUACAGUCUAGCACUAUAACCAUUACCAAGACGAUUGCCAACGCCACUGGCAUGGCCGAAAGCCACUCAAGUGGCGGCGCUAGCAACUCCAGCACAAAAAAUAAGGGGGACAGCAGCACCGGCCAAUCCGCAAAGGCAGUUGUCGCCCAUCACGUGGGCAGCAAGGCGGGUUACCAAGCCCCCAAGACUUCAGUGGCAAGCACCUCUUCGAAAGCGGUGGUCAGGUCUAACGCAAGCGCCAGUUCAAGCCACGGGAACCAUACCAGUUCCAGCUCGAAUUUCACCCAGCUGCACUCCAGUGCCAGGCCCUCGGCAGCCAAAGAUCACAACAAGAGUCCUCAGCAGAACCGCUCAGGCAGCUCAGGCCCCAAGGGCAGGUCGUCAAUCAACGAUCUACCACGUCGCGGUUCUUCACCGUCCACUGGUGCAGAACCUAGUCACCAAAAACAAAGCGGUCUAAACCAAAAUGGGCGGGAUUGCAGCAGCCAGGGGAACCACCGGCGCGGUGAAGGGGAUGGAGGAGGAGCAGAAGCAAAUGGACGGGGCUACAGAGCCGUGGGUGAGGUCAGAAAAGUGACUUCCAGAAACGGAAAGGACGCCUUCAAAUUUCGCCAACCCGUGCGCAAUGUGCGCCUGCACAUUAAGGGAUUGACGCGUCAGGUGACCAAGGCGCACAUCACCGAGAUAUUUGGUCACUUCGGAGCCCUGACGGCAGUCGACUUUCCAAUGGACCGUUUCCAAGGGCGCCAGGGACGCGGAUACGCCUUUGUGGAGUACUCACGUCCAGAGGACUGCGCCUGUGCCAUCAAGCACAUGAACGGCGGGCAGAUCGAUGGCAAGCUGAUCAGGGUGUCCGCCUUCCAGGAGAACAUGCUAAAGGCGCCGUGGCGUCAAUACCGCCGUUACUCGCCAGUCAACCGGCGCCAGAGCCAGCGUACGUUGUCCCGCUCGUCGUCACGCUCGCGAUCGCCGUCCCGCUCUGCGACCGGCUCGGAAUCCGGGUCGCGGUCCUCCCACUCUCGCUUCCGCUCUAUGUCGGUUUCGCGCAAUCCUCGGCGCAACCGCUCGCAAUCGCGCUCCCACUCUCGUUCAUCGCCGCGCUACGGACAUUACCAUCGCCACGAUUCGCGUUCGCCCUAGAUAGGCGGACCUGUCUAAUGUUGCAGAGGGAGGCGAGUUUGAGCGAGACAGGAUUUUCAGGACUCUGCCAGAUGCCUAUUUUUUAUUCCAUGCAUUUAAAUACAAAUGUAGACUUGAUAAACAUCAUGCGUUUUAAUGGUUACUUAUUAGU